This is a messenger RNA of Oncorhynchus nerka (sockeye salmon), 3296 nucleotides long. Its product is annotated as claudin domain-containing protein 1-like. The transcript is spliced from 5 exons. Lineage: Eukaryota; Metazoa; Chordata; Actinopteri; Salmoniformes; Salmonidae. The coding region runs from base 370 to 1128 and encodes 252 amino acids. Gene Ontology annotation, cellular component: membrane. The record is from RefSeq and is a predicted model, not a curated record.
UUCAUAAAAUGUUUUGAAUAUUUUGGACCAAUUCAGACUUUGUGGUUGGGGUAACUAGUGAAAGCCUUAAAUCAUCCGGAAAAGGAACGCUAUUGACAGUGACGCUGGCCUACUUGGUGAUGGUGUGGUUGUGAGGACCUGGACUACAAGGAAGGCACAGAAGACGACAGGCUGGGAAGCACUGAAACAACCAUCAUGCUCAGGAACUGCGCUCUCAAUGUUAAGGACAUCACUGACUAGCUGACCUCUUAUAGGGCCCUUAUCCCCUAAUUGUUGACUUCAUAGGAGGGCAGAAGUAGACACACUAACAAAUGCAGUAAGAGGGAAAUAAUUUUCACCCACAAACAGACACACUCUUGAAUUGAAACCAUGGUGGAUAACCGCUACGCUACGGCCCUGGUCAUUGGCUCUGUUCUGAGUCUGCUGGCCACUGUCUAUCUUUCCAUUGCUGUGGGAACACAGCACUGGUACCAGUACCGAAGUCCGCCCGGCAACCAUGAGGCCAGCAACGCUUCGGAGCUCCGCGAGGACUUCAUCAACGGAGAGUUUGAUGAAAAGACCUUUAGCGACACGCUGUUCCACCUCAACGGCACACUGGGGCUGUGGUGGAGGUGUGUGCAGGCACAUGCGCCAGGCCAGUCAUACUGGUUCAAAGAGCCUGAUCCUAAGAUGGUAACACAGUGUGUGAGCUUCACUCUGCCUCAGCAGUUUGUACCCAAGUACAAAGACCCAGGGAAUCACAACACUGGGGAGGACGUGCUUCGGACAUACCUGUGGAGGUGCCAGUUCCUGCUGCCUCUGGUGUCCCUAGCCUUGGUGUUCCUCAGCGGGCUCAUCGGUGUGUGUGCCUGCCUCUGCCGCAGCAUCACCCCCACCCUGUGUGUAGGAGUGCUCCACCUGCUGGCAGGUCUGUGCUCCCUGGGCACAGUGUGCUGCUUCCUGGCUGGCAUGGACCUGCUCCACAGGGUCUCAGUGCGUCCCGACGGUGUGGACGGCUCCCUGGGCUGGUCCCUCUACCUGGCCCUCAUCUCCUCACCGCUGCAGAUGAUGGCGGCCGCCCUCUUCCUGUGGGCCGCCCGGAGCCACCGCCAGAACUACACCCGCAUGACUGCCUACCGGGUGGCCUAAAGAGACAGGGGUUUAUUUCAUAUGUCAGGGUUGCGUUCAGUAAGAGCAUAACGUUUUGAAAUGGAAAAUGUGAAGUUGUAGUGUUUCCAGUCACAUGUGGACUCCAAUUUGUGGAAGGUGAGAUUGUUUCUAUGAAAUGGCUACGUUUCUAAACAUUUUACAAACUGCAUGUUUUACUGAAUGUGACCCUAAAUGGCAGUCUACACAACAAUGAUUCAUACUCCCGAGGGGUGUCCUACGAAGCAGAUUUGAGUAGUUAGCAAGGUAACUUUGGUCAAGUCUGAGUUCAAUUCAGGAUACCAGUCAUACGAAAGUGGCUCACCUUUUAGCCAAAUACGUACAUUUCUAUGGCAAUGAACCCUUCAGAACUAACCUGCUCCGGGGCAGACUAACUUGCAGCUAACUCCACUUAUCCUGAGUUGAGGACCAAUGAAAUCAGAUUCCCCUCUAUCAACGAUUGCGUUGUCAUCCCUUUCAUUUGAGGAAGACAAAUGAUUCAAUAAUUUAAUCAAAUGUUUUGUUUGUGUAAAAAUAUAUAUAUAUUACUUUACACAUUUAGUAAUAACCGAAUGCAUUUCAAACUUCAUGCAAUGUAACACUUUUGUAUAUAACAUCAUAAAUAUUUUGGGGGGGGGGGGUUGGAGUGGGAAGAAAGUGCUUGUGCGUUGACGAGCACACCAAAGACGGCAUUCACGAGAAGUAAUAAAACGAAGAUGGCUGGUUAAUAUUGGAAAACCCGGAGUAGUUUUAGCUUGCUUCGUUGGACACCCCUCUGCUCUUGGAAGGCCUUUGUAUGUUCGUGUCUGUCUUCGCCCAGCACCGAAGCUGUUAAAGGUCCUGAUCUGGGUCACGUUCAGGGGGGUGCAAUGUACUCAAACAUUGUGAAUAGAAAUGGGAUAAAUAGAGCUGACAUUUCUUACUCGUCAUGUCAGAGUGUCUGAAGGCUCCACAACGUUGUGCCCUACUGAACACAACUCGAGUGACUUUGUGCUGGACUGGGACAAAAGCCUGCACACUUUGGCCUCGCCAGGACGAGGCAUGAAGAGCACAGGGUGGCCCAAUAAUUCACUCUGAAACAUCUACGGAUGUACAGCGUUGUCGUCAUGACAAUCCUCCCCGUUACUAUACCUGAAUGACAGAUUUUAGGGUGACUGAAUCUUCACAACACCUUAACUACACCCCACAGGGUGGCCUAAACGAUCACUCCACCUUAAGCACAACUGUUUGACAGCUGACACUAGCCAAUAAAACCUCAAACGAGACAUCACCUGUAUAAACAUAUCCUAAGAGAUUCAUAGAGACAAGUGGUCAAUUAGAUUUUUUUACGAUUCAUUUCUCCCCAGCAGCAUGUGCUGUAUGUGCAUCAGGUAUAACAAAACCUGUGGUUGAUUAUGAGAAGGUGAGGUGCGUUUUAUACAUUUUUUCUUGAAACCAUUUGUUUGUAGGUGCAUCUUUAGCGAUGCUUUUUUUUUUUUUUGACUCCAACAACAGUUGGAGUCAUAUUUUGCCUUUGCUUCUGUUGCCAUCUCUACCAUUUAUGAAUGAAAGCUUUUUGCAUCACUGCAUGGAUAGAUAAUCCUAGCCUUUUUUGUGGGUUUUCCUCAACUAAAUAUGUUUUUUUUGUGGUUUUGUAUUAUGUGAUCUAUAGCGCGUUGUAGUGACAUGACCCCAUUUGCCUACAUGUCUUUUUUUUCAGCAGAUGAGAAUUUUCUGCUUCAUUUUGUCAUAUGUUGAUUGAAUGUCACCUAUUGGAAUGUAACCACUUCUUUGCCAUUGUCAUCCAUCUUUGUUAACUUAAACGUUUUGAAUGUAAAGACAUGUUGCCCUGUGUCGUUUUGACACCACUAUAGCUAACCAGUGUUUUGAUCUUCCUUUUGAUGUUGUGGUUUUUUUCGGUUAUGUUGAAGUUUAGUUACAAUACUUAGGUUUUCGGGAAAGCCUACUGUGUUUUGAAGCCAGCUUGAAACUACCAAUGACAAGACAAUUGACACUAACUCCAAGUACGCUUGGUAAAUGAGCACUCAACAGAUAUGGUUUACCGGGACACAUUUUAUGAAGGGUGUUUAAAUGUGUUGAAACACCUUGUGGCUUUUGUGUUUUUAUAUGUCACUAUACCUAAAGCACACUGCUUAAUUGUUUUCCAUAAGAAUAAAGUAAACCUAUGCUCA